GGCCGCCUCUGCCUUCUGCUGCUCUGCCUCUGCGGGGAGGCCGCCGCCGGGAGGGACUUCUACAAGAUCCUGGGGGUGUCCCGCGGCGCGUCCAUCAAGGACAUCAAGAAGGCGUACCGGAAACUGGCACUGCAGCUCCAUCCCGACAGGAACCCCGACGACCCCCGGGCGCAGGAGAAGUUCCAGGACCUGGGGGCUGCCUAUGAGGUGCUGUCAGAUGAGGAGAAGAGGAAGCAAUAUGAUGCAUAUGGUGAGGAGGGAUUGAAGGAUGGGCACCAGAGCUCUCAUGGAGACAUAUUCUCACACUUCUUUGGGGACUUUGGAUUCAUGUUUGGAGGUAACCCUCGCCAACAAGACAGGAACAUUCCCCGAGGAAGUGACAUUAUUGUGGACCUCGAGGUUACACUUGAGGAGGUGUAUUCAGGAAACUUCGUGGAAGUUGUCAGGAACAAGCCAGUGGCAAGACAGGCACCUGGCAAACGGAAAUGCAAUUGCCGUCAGGAGAUGAGGACCACCCAGUUGGGUCCUGGACGCUUCCAGAUGACGCAAGAAGUUGUUUGUGAUGAAUGUCCAAAUGUUAAGCUUGUGAAUGAGGAGCGAACGCUAGAAGUGGAGAUAGAGCCAGGUGUGAGGGAUAGUAUGGAGUAUCCCUUCAUUGGUGAAGGUGAGCCCCAUGUGGAUGGGGAGCCAGGUGAUUUGCGCUUCCGAAUAAAAGUCCUUAAGCACCCAGUCUUUGAAAGAAGAGGAGAUGACUUGUAUACAAAUGUGACAAUCUCGCUGGUCGAGGCACUUACAGGCUUUGAAAUGGAUAUUGCCCACUUGGAUGGGCACAAGGUUCACAUUGCUCGGGAUAAAAUUACGAAACCUGGGGCCAAACUGUGGAAGAAAGGAGAAGGUCUUCCAAAUUUUGAUAACAAUAAUAUCAAAGGCUCGCUAAUAAUAACGUUUGAUGUGGAGUUCCCCAAAGAGCAACUGACUAACGAGCAGCGGGAAGGUCUCAAACAGUUACUGAAACAAGGAUCGGUGCAGAAGGUGUACAAUGGAUUGCAGGGAUAUUGAUGUGUGGAAAAAUGGGACUUACCUGACAACAGAAAGUCAAAUUUGUUUGCAGUCUCUUCUCCUGCCCACUGUAGAAUGGAAAAGAGGGAGGGUGGGGCAAUUGUUGAGGUAUAUAUAAUUCUUUUUCUUUGUCAAUGGUGGAAGUGCUCAGAUGAGUUGAGAGGAAUUCUACCCUUUUCAGGACAUAACUGGUGCUGCCUAUCAUGUUCCAUGUCCUGGAACAACAGAGACUCCUUGAGCAGAGGAAAAACAAAUGGUGGGGAAAGGAGUUUUAAAUUCCACACAGAUUGGAAUUUCUGUUUUUUAAAUAUAUUUUGAUGUGACUUUUCUUGACCAUCUCAA
Messenger RNA from Nestor notabilis (Kea), 1401 nucleotides. It is a transcript of the gene DNAJB11, whose product is annotated as DnaJ (Hsp40) homolog, subfamily B, member 11. Gene Ontology annotation, biological process: protein folding; protein maturation. Gene Ontology annotation, cellular component: endoplasmic reticulum. The annotation marks the transcript as partial. Gene Ontology annotation, molecular function: misfolded protein binding. The transcript is spliced from 10 exons. Lineage: Eukaryota; Metazoa; Chordata; Aves; Psittaciformes; Psittacidae. The record is from RefSeq and is a predicted model, not a curated record.